Rhodamnia argentea is the source of this 853-nucleotide messenger RNA. RefSeq lists its product as uncharacterized. NCBI's taxonomy places the organism in Eukaryota, Viridiplantae, Streptophyta, Magnoliopsida, Myrtales, Myrtaceae. The transcript is spliced from 2 exons. The record is from RefSeq and is a predicted model, not a curated record. The coding region runs from base 218 to 712 and encodes 164 amino acids.
UUCAACUCUUUUCCCAGCCCGAUUUCAGAUCAAAGGAGUUCUAUAAUUACCGGGAAGAGCGGAAUGGACAGGCCAAGUUAGUGAUUCCAUUGUCGGGCAUGGCCCGCCCACAUUGGCUGGCCCGAACCCGAAGAUAUCUCCUUAUCCUCCAGAUUGUGCCACGGGUCUCGUCUCUGCUGCUGCUUCUACCGCAAAACCAAGAACGAAAAAUUCCCCAAUGAGCUUCACGUCGUCAUGCCAUUGCCACCCAAAGCUUCUCCUCUCUCCUCCUACCCACAUCCCCUCCAUGAAAAUGAACCGCGACCUCCUCUCGCCCUCCACGGGCCGCCGUCCUAGCUUUCCCCUCGGUAGGCAAGCGACGGUGGCGUCGCGGCCGCCGACGUGGCGAGAGCUCCCUCUCGGAACCAGCGCAAUCGCCGAUCAGUACGGCUCUACUCUCGCCGCCGCUGCUCCGGCGAAGACGGGCGACAUAUCGGUGUUCCUCCAAACGGGUGCGGUGCUUCUGCUUGCGUACUGGAUAGCGAACUUCGUCGUCCCCGACUUGAUAUCCAAGUACUUGGGGUUCGACAAGAUAAACGAGGACGAGAAUUCUGAGGACGAUGAUAGAAAAAUAUCCUCGGAAGGAGGAGGAGGAGGAGAAGAGAGAGAUAGAGGAACUCAAGCGAAUUCGACGAUGACGAAGAAACGGGGUUUCGACAGCACCCGAAGCUGACAUGUACAUUUGGUCGGCUUCAGUGUUUUUGCAUUUUCAUCGUCCAUUGCUGUUCUCCGAAUGCCACCAUCUUCAAAAUGAAGGUAUUCUGUCAGGCUUGAUUCCUGUAACUUCGACAAUAAUAAAAGCAAAGACAAUUCA